Molecule: messenger RNA, 2098 nt
Organism: Osmia bicornis bicornis
Lineage: Eukaryota; Metazoa; Arthropoda; Insecta; Hymenoptera; Megachilidae
Product: jerky protein homolog-like
Exons: 3
Coding region: 377-2026 (549 amino acids)
Cellular component (GO): nucleus
Molecular function (GO): DNA binding
Source: RefSeq, a predicted model, not a curated record
UCAAUGCCGUCCCUUUUAACAAGUUUUCCUAACGAAACAUAAAAGUCAAAUAUUGGUGAUGUUGGGUGAUGUUUGAGCCAGUAUCAGCAAUAAAAGCUAUUAUACCAUUCACUAUUUGAGAACGAAGAAUAUUCAAAUUAGCGAGUCACCCUAUAUGUAACCGCACAAGAAAGUGAAGACUUUUGCAGGGAGAGCAUGCAUGUUAUUGGCCGCUCGAUAAGUUGCUGCUUCCCGUAAAACUCCGCCCCCACAGCCACUACCGCAGCUACUUAUCCAGCGGCCGUUAAAAUUUAAAUCAGUUAAAGCCAAGCGAUCUAAAAGAUUAGCAGCCAGAGAAACACAAAGCACAUAAAGAAUACAUCAAAACAUAGUCAUUAUGUCAACGUCUAACACCAAUAUUGUAAUAAAAGUAGAACCAGAUACAAGUACCAGUACAACUACAAGUACAAAUAGAAGUACGGGUAUAAAUACAAAUACAAAUACAAGUACGAGUGGUACGAAUUCUAUUAAACGUAAAGUAUCUACGAAUUUAACACUGCAAAAGAAAUUAGAAGCAGUAAGAAAGAAAGAUGCAGGUCUUUCAACAAUUGAAAUAGCAAUGGAAUAUAAUAUCAGCGAAACUACCGUAAGGCGGUGGAUUCGAGAAAGGGAGAAAUUGGAAAAACACAGUCUUUCAUUAACAUCAAAGCGCUUACGUUUAUCACCUGUUGAGAAAGUUAAUCAAGCAUUAACGAUUUGGUUCCACGGGGAACAAAAAAGGAACAACGCACUCACUGUUAUACAAGUGAAAGCAAAAGCUCAGGAAUUCUUUCAGCGUUUUGGUGGUUCAGAAUCCUUUAAGGCAAGUGAUGGUUGGUACCGUACAUGGAAAUUCAGGAACGGUAUUCGUUCCAUAGCACCAUCUGGGGAACCAUCAUCUACAAAUACAAAAGCAGCAAACCAAUUUACCACUGAAAUAUCAGAGUUAAUAGAUAAAGAAAACUUAACUUUAUAUCAGAUAUUCAAUGCGGACGAAACCGAGCUCUAUUUUAAAAUGAUGCCAAAUAGAAGUUCAAUUGUAAAGACAGAGCACCAACUUCCAGGGCAUAAAAAAAUUAAUGAUAGACUGACUGUAAUGGCAUGUUGCAAUGCUAAUAGUUCAUUCAAAAUGCCAUUACUAGUAAUAGGGAAACAUCAAAAGCCAGCAGCAAUGAAACAUAUAGCACCACAGUUAUUAUCUGUAAAGUAUACAAAUCAGAAAAAUUCCUGGAUGAGUGCAAUCAUCUUUGAGAGAUGGUUUAGGGAAGACUUUGUUCCCCAGGUUGUUGCUUUUUUAAAAUCAAGAGGACUACCAGAAAAAGCAAUCUUACUGUUGGAUAAUGACAAGUCACAUCCAUCACUAAAUAUGCUAACUGUAGAUGGGAUCAGAGCAAUAUUUUUUCCAUCAUAUGUAACUCCACUUAUACAACCCCUUGAUCAAGGAGUCAUCAAUGUAAUCAAACGAAGAUACAAGGCAAAAUUUUUAAAAUAUUUAAUAAACGCUCAGGCUGAUGGAAUGAAUUAUAGUCGAGCAAUAAGCUCAUUUAACAUAAAAAACGCAAUUGAUUUAAUCGGUGAUGCAUGGGAUGAAAUUAGUGAGAAAACAAUCUCGAACUCUUGGAAGAAAUUAUUAAAUAUGCCGGUUGAUGAAGAUAAUAAUAAUCCUGAUUAUGUUUCUUCUGAACAAAUCUACCAAAUGUGCAAGAAACUUCGAAGUCAUGAAGAUAUUACAUUAGAUGAAAUUAAUGAAUGGAUACAUUCUGAUGGCUUAUCAACCUUAACGGAUGAGGAAAUCAUUGAUGCUGUAGAGAAUCCUGGCAAUGAUGAAACUGCAGAAACAGAGAAUGACCAUUAUACAGAAAGUGAAAUUUCACCUUCACAAGCAAUGGAGGGUUUGGACUGUGCCAUCUCCUUUUUUGAAAAAACUGGUAUCCUCAUAUCACUUUCUGAUAUGAAAAUUCUGAAAAGGGUGAGAGACGAAUUAUUGAAAAUUAAAAAUCAGAUUUAAUUUAGAAGAAUAUCUAAUAAUUAGGGGAGAGAAUGGACUUCUCAGUUAUAACAAUAAAAAUUUAUUUUGUUA